This is a messenger RNA of Rubroshorea leprosula, 2387 nucleotides long. The record is from the annotation of a GenBank genome assembly. NCBI's taxonomy places the organism in Eukaryota, Viridiplantae, Streptophyta, Magnoliopsida, Malvales, Dipterocarpaceae.
UCGUCUUCUUCCUUGCGGUGGCAGUCGCCGGUGCUGCGUACUGUUUCAUCAUCGCGUCUGAAAUAUUCAUCUUUUUUAUUUUCUUAAUCGUUUUCUAUUUCCAUGCAUGUGAGAAUUGCAGCAAGCAUCCCUUGAUUCUGUUUCUUUUUCUCGCAGUUAAUCCAUCUGGAAAUUUAGCACCAUCUCUUGAUUCUCUUUCCAUUUAAUUUUCAUGCAUGAGAUGAUAUCACAGUGGGAAAACAAUUAGAAUUCCAACUGAAAAUGGAUUUUCUUGUUUUAUUUUUAUUCUUUGAUUAAUUGUUCAUUCGAGAUGGAACCAAUUAAAUCAAAUUUGGGUGCGAUAAUGGGUUACUUCACCAAGCCGUCGUGGGCUUUUCUGUUUCUUCUUUUCACUUUCCUGGCGAUUCUAUCCCUCCAAAUCUCAACAAAAUCAAUUUUUCCCAUCCGACUCGUCUCUGUUUCGGGAUCAUCCACGCCUGGUAUAUCGGGCGGAGAAGACCCGGCAAGCUGUGUCGGAUUUUUUGGUGUGAUGCCGGCGAGAAAAUAUGUAAUGUCGAUAAAGGACUUCGGGGGAGUUGGCGACGGGAAAACGUCCAACACCGAAACGUUUCGGAAGGCAGUACGCUACAUGCAACGUUUCGGAGAAAAAGGUGGGUCCCUGCUAAACGUUCCCAGAGGGAGGUGGCUCACCGGGAGCUUCAAUCUUACGAGUAAUUUCACCUUGUUUCUUGAAGAGGGUGCUGUUAUUUUGGGGUCUCGGGACCCAGAGGAAUGGCCUAUCAUAGAUCCAUUGCCUUCUUAUGGUAGAGGGAGAGAGAGAUUAGGAGGAAGACAUAUAAGCCUUAUUCAUGGAAAUGGCCUAACCAAUGUUGUCAUCACAGGUCAGAAUGGGACAAUUGAUGGUCAAGGGAACAUGUGGUGGGAUCUAUGGUGGAACAAAACCUUAAAGUACACAAGAGGCCACCUCUUAGAACUAAUGAACUCUGAUUAUAUUCUUGUUGCCAACCUAACCUUCCUGAAUUCUCCAUUUUGGACCAUCCAUCCUGUUUAUUGCAGCAAUGUUGUUAUUAAAAAUAUGACCAUUUUGGCCCCCCUCAAUGCCCCAAAUACUGAUGGAAUAGACCCAGACUCGUGUACCAAAGUUUGCAUUGAGGACUGCUACAUUGAGAGCGGGGAUGAUCUUGUAGCAGUGAAGAGUGGGUGGGACCAGUACGGUAUUGCCAUGGCACGUCCAAGCUCAAACAUAAUAGUAAGGAGAAUCUCAGGCACUACCCCAACUUGUUCUGGUGUUGGUAUAGGUAGCGAGAUGUCGGGGGGCAUUUUUAAUGUAACUAUUGAAGAUUUGCAUGUUUGGAAUUCGGCAGCUGGAGUGCGUAUAAAAACUGACAGAGGUAGGGGAGGAUAUCUUGCCAAUAUCACUAUAAAUAAAAUAACAAUGGAGAGAGUCAAGAUACCAAUUAGGUUCAGUCGAGGUUCUAAUGAUCACCCGGAUGAAGAAUGGGAUCCAAAAGCAAUUCCUAAAGUAAAUGGUAUUUUUAUCAGUAACAUUGUUAGUUUUAAUUCAACAAGAGCCCCUAUUUUAGAGGGUGUCCAGGAUUCAUCUUUUGAACGGAUCUGCCUAGAGAAUGUUACACUACUUGGGCUUGCACAAUCUGCAACCUGGCAUUGUGAGUUUGUUUCAGGUUUUACCAGAGAGGUGUUUCCCUUGCCAUGUCCCCAGUUGCAGGACAAUAGCUCUUUACUACAGUGCUUGUAGGCAUGGGCUUCUGUCGUCAGUUCCAGAUUGUGAAUAUGAAAAAUUAAGGUUUAAAUAGCCUUUCAGCAAGAAGUGUAUUUUUAGCAAAUUGGACUUGCAGGGAACUUUUUCACGAACAGGAAUGGCUAGAGCUCGUGUUGUGGUUGUUGUGAAUUCUCUAGCACUGAUGACUUGAUAGUGGGUCCCAGCCUGCAAUAUUGUGACAUCGAUCUAUGGUGCAGUUGGAUUUGCUUGUCUUGACAGGUUUGCCUGGGGAGAUGACACUGGAUUUUUUCAAGAUAGGUUAUUUUGUUAAUUCUUCACUCUGCUGUCUGAUCUUAAUGAUACUUACUGAUGCCGCAUAUUCUCAGUCGUUGAACAUAUGCAUGAUGGUCGUUUGAACCUUAGUGAAGCAAACAUUUGUUUUACAGAAAACUGACAGAAACAUUACAUAUUCACAUGUAUACAAUACCCAAUUCAUUUCAUUUCUGAAAAUUUUUGCCUUUCAGUUUCCCUUAUCAUCCUUACUUUUUCAGUGUUCACAUGUAUACUAUCCUUCAUAUAUUGCUCGUAGUUGGUUUUUGUUUAUAGAGAGCAAGUAUAGUUUUAUGUUGGAAUCCAAGGAUGUUCACGGUAGCGUUUGUUAUUUGUU